UAGAUACAUAUAUACAAGACUGCUACAAUGGAGGAGGGCGCACAGAUGCAGGUCGAUAAGCCGCAGGAACAGGCAGAUCACAAGAUGGAGGAAGCUGCACAGCUCGAAGAAAUCCCCGCUGCGGAGACACAUGCAGAUGCACCCGCUGCACAGACAGAAGCAGCUGAGGAUGCUGCACCCACGACUGCGAUUGAUGCGUCGCCUGCUGCGCCUGCUGAAGCGCAAACUAGUGAAGACGCUGUUGAGUCUACCGGGCCUGCUGAAGAUACCAAUGCAGAAACCAAGCCACCUGCAGAAGAGCCAGCGGCUACAGAGCCAGAGACAUCACUGCAACAGGCGAAAAAGGUGGAAGAUGAAGCGCAGGCAUUUCUCAUCGAACAAACCCAUCAAGUAAUUGUGCCGAGCUAUGCAGCCUGGUUCGAUAUGCUCACCAUCAACGACAUUGAGCGGAAAUCAGUACCGGAAUUCUUCAACGGCAGGAACCGAUCAAAGACACCGACCGUGUACAAGGACUACCGCGACUUUAUGAUCAACACCUACAGACUCAAUCCAUCCGAGUAUCUGACCGUCACCGCAUGCCGACGUAAUCUUGCAGGCGACGUCUGUGCCGUUAUGCGCGUCCACGCUUUCCUCGAACAAUGGGGACUCAUCAACUACCAAGUAGAGCCAGAAACGCGACCCUCCAAUAUUGGUCCACCUUUUACGGGACACUUCAAACUCACUGCUGAUACACCACGUGGCCUUCAACCGUUUGUGCCAGCACCCAACUCAACCAUUUCACAGGGCAAGCCCUUCAACAAGACGGCAGCGGCUAUGCGCAAAUCACCACAGCCAGAAACCAAUUUGGAAUUGCGCAGGAAUGUGUAUGAUAGCUCACUUGGCAGCAGUACCACCAAUGGCGCCGCUGGUCUGACCACCAGUGAUCGCAAACCUAUCGCUUGUACGACAUGUGGUGUUGAGUGCUCCGCUUUGCGUUAUCACAGUACGAAACAGACAAAUGUCAAUCUCUGUGCGAAUUGCUACACAGAGGCAAGGUUUCCAGCGACUUCGCAGUCUGGUGAUUUCGUCAGGCUAGGCGAUACGCACAUCAAGCGUGAAGAGGACACUUGGACAGAUGCAGAGACAUUGCUCUUGCUUGAAGGGCUCGAGAUGUAUGAUGAGGAUUGGUCACAAAUCGCCAGUCACGUUGGUACACGAACAAAAGAACAGUGUGUUUUGCGAUUCCUGCAAAUGCCAAUUGAAGAUCCUUACCUCGAGAGCGAUGUCGCUGCUGCUGGACCAUUGCAGUAUGCAAGGGCACCUUAUUCACAAGCUGAGAAUCCAGUCAUGAGUGUUGUGGCAUUUUUGGCGAGUGCCAUUCGACCUACUGUGGCUGCCGCUUCUGCUCAAUCAGCUAUCGAUCAACUCGUCAAGGAUUUGCAAGCAAAGACCAAAAAAGAGCAGGCGAAUGGAAGUACCAUGGAUGGUAACGCUGGUGACGCCAUGCAGGUGGAUGAAUCCAGCAACACGCUUGAACAAGAUAAACUUGAAAAAGCAGCCAGUGCAGCCUUGGGUGCAGCAGCGGCGAAAGCACACCUUCUUGCAUCGCAUGAAGAACGUGAACUCAAUGCACUCGUCUCUGCAGCUGUUGCAACACAAGUCCAACGACUGGAGCUCAAGUUGCAGCAAUUUGAGGAACUUGAAAGAUUGCUGGAAGCAGAACGACGGGAUGUUGAGCGUGCCAAGCAACAAAUCUAUCUCGAUCGUUUGGCAAUGAAGAGACAGGUGCUUGAAGCACAAGAGACGAUUCAGGCAGCACUCGCAAAGGCGGAUCAAGAGGCAUUGGAGAAGCUCAAGACGCUCGAAACCAUGAGCGGUGAGGGACAACCUUUGCGGCCCGUGGUGCAUGAGUCUGCAGAGACGGCGGCACGUAACGCAGUGGCACCAUCAGAAGCAAACCCUGAGCAAGUUUUGAUGCAACCGUAGAUACCUCCCACUUUGUAGAUAUUGAGUAUCAACAUUCCUUCAAA
Molecule: messenger RNA, 2009 nt
Organism: Protomyces lactucae-debilis
Lineage: Eukaryota; Fungi; Ascomycota; Taphrinomycetes; Taphrinales; Protomycetaceae
Exons: 1
Coding region: 28-1965 (645 amino acids)
Biological process (GO): positive regulation of DNA-templated transcription
Cellular component (GO): SWI/SNF complex
Molecular function (GO): zinc ion binding; DNA binding; histone binding
Source: RefSeq, a predicted model, not a curated record